GACCCCGGCGCCGCCUCCUGGUCCGGGUCCGGGUGCGGUGCCGCCGGGGAGCCCGAUGGACGAGUCCCGGUGCCGAUGAACCUGUUUGCAACAUGGGAGAUCGACCGGUCCUCCCCGAGCUGCGUGCCCAGGCUGUGCAGUCUGACUGUGAAGAGGUUGAUGGUUCUGAAGGAUCUGGACAGAGAGCUGAGCUCCGUCGUCAUCGCUGUCAAGAUCCAGGGUUCAAAGCGGAUUUUGAGGUCCAACGAGUAUCUUCUUCCUCCGGACGGCCUGAUGGAGACGGACCUGGAGCUCACCUUCUCUCUGCAGUAUCCUCACUUUCUGAAGCGAGAUGUGAACCUCCUGCAUGUGAUGCUGCAGCGGAGGAAGAGGUACAAGAACCGGACCAUCCUGGGCUACAAGACCCUUGCUGUUGGCGUCAUCAACAUGGCCGAGGUGAUGCAGCACCCGACAGAAGGCGUCCACAUCCUCGGUCUCCACGGUGCCCUGAAGGACACACCGGUGCGAGGGGCGGAGCUUAGCGUUCUGUCUCUCAGCAGCCAGCCAAUCGAGCAGGAGGACGCGGGCGCUCACCAUGGCAACAAGACCAAGGCCUCAGACCGCUCUCCUGACAUGGAGAACUACUGGGAGGACGAUGAGGAGAGUUUCUCCUCCGAACAGGAAGGAAGUGACGACGCUGCCCCUCCUCAGGACAUGGACGACGAUGACGACGAUGUCCAGGGAAAGACGAAGAAGUCUCGCAGGAAAAUGGUCCGAACGGCGUCCCUGACUCAGCAACCGAACUUCAAACAGAAGUUUGUGGCUCUGCUGAGAAGAUUUAAAGUCACUGAUGAGGUCCUGGACUCGGACCCGGUGGGUCAGAGUCAGGAGGCAGAAGAGGACCUGGACCUGCUGUACGACAGUCUGGAGCUCUACAACCCAAGUGACAGCGGCGCCGAGCUGGAUGACAACGACAGCAUCGUCAGCACGCCCAAACCCAAACUCAGGCCGUUCUUCGAGGGCGUCCCUCAAUCCGGCUCUCAGACAGAGAUGGUGAAUGUGAGCGGUGGGAGGAGCCUGCAGGGACCGCCGCCCGCCGCCGCUGCAGAGGCUCCUGGAGGCCAGGGGCCCCGAGUCCCCGACCAAACCAGAGGAGACGAGACCGGUCCCGGGGAGGUUGAGGAUGAUGUUGUCAUGGGAACAGAUGCAGGCCCAGCAGCCAAACUUUGCAAAACUGAAUCUCAAACACAGCUGUCCCCAAGUAGUAAGACAGGCAGUCAGCUGUCUCGCCAUCCUUGGAGCGCCUCUAUGAAAGACAGACAGAACUCCAGAGGGACAGACAGGACCAGCAGCGUGGAUAGUGAGACAUCAGCUGACUACAGGACACCUGUCCCACAGGUCGCCAGGAAAUCUGUCCUGGAUCAGCUGAACCACAUCCUGUUCUCUGAGGACCAGAUCCCAGAGUCCAUCAUCCUGAUCAACACCACAGACUGGCAGGGACAGUACCUGUCUGAGCUGCUGUUCGACCAGCCGAUCGUCUGCACCGUCUCAUCAGCUGAUGUUCAGGCGGCGUUCAGCGCCGUCAUCAGCCGCAUCCAGAGAUUCUGUAACUGUAACUCCCAGACACCGCCCCCAGUGAAGGUGGCGGUGGGCGGCGACCAGAGCUACCUGAGCGCCGUCCUCAGCUGCUUCGUGGACCAGCUGGCCAGCAAGACACCCGACUGGCUGAGCUACGUACGAUUUCUCGUCCUCCCCAUCGGUCCCCACCCGCUGGCCAAGUACCUGGCCGCCCUGGACAGUAGAUUCAGCAGCCUGUUCAUGGACGCCGGCUGGAGAGAGCUUUUCGGACGCCUGGAGCCUCCUCCUCUCGACCCUGUGGGCGUCGCCGGCCGGGUGUCCCAGUAUCUGGCCGGAGCGGCCGUGUCUCACCUGUGUCCCAUCUCAGAGGCCAUGCUCACCUGCAAACACAAGAGCCCUGACGACGACUCCUGCCAGAAGUUUGUUCCUUUCAUCGGGCUGGUGAAGGUUGGCAUCGUGGAGCAGAACUUCCGCUCCACCUCAGUUGACUCUGAUGACAUCAUACUGGGAUCUCCUCCUGGCCAAUCAGGAGCACCGAUCAGCAUCACCUCCACGCCUCCGCCCUCCCCCUCCAUCAGCUGUCCAGGGGAGGUGAUGGGUCUGCAGGUGGACUACUGGAGCAUUCAGGGAGCGGGGGGAACAGGGGGAGCAGCAGGAGGAGGAGGAGCAGCAGAGCGGAGGAGGGAGGCGGGGAUGAAGAACACGCUGAAGAGCAACUUCCGCUGCGUGCAGGUGUCGAGGAUCAGCGGUGGAGAGCUGAUGAGCAUGACGGUGGUGACCAAAGAGAAGAACAAGAAAGUCAUGUUCCUCAGCAAGAAGACCAAGGAGAAGGAGGCGGAGUCCCGGAGUCAGCUGAUCGAAGGAAUCAGCAGACUGAUCUGUACCUCCAAACACCAACACACACUGAGAGUCUCUAUAGACGGAGUCGAGUGGAACGACGUGAAGUUCUUCCAACUCGCCGCUCAGUGGCCGACUCAUGUCAAACACUUUCCCGUCGGAAUCUUCGGAUACAACAAGCCCUGAAGCUUCGCCUCCUCUUCGACUGAAGCUCCGCCUCCUCCUGGCUUGCAUCACAUGACCUCCUGGUAGACGUGUCCUGGAGGACCCGGUCUCCGUCAGAAGGACAGAUCCAUAACGUCCUAUAAAAGAUGACAGUGUAGGUUAAAAAUAUGUACAUUGGUUUUAAGUAGUGAACGCCCUCUAGUGGCUGUCGUUAUUUUGAAAGAAGCAAAUGUUUGUGGUUACUUUUGUGUCUUUAUGGAACAGAACAGAUUUGAGACCAAAACACUGCAACCAAUCAACAUGUGACUGCAGGGUAAAGACAAAGAGUAAUAAAUUGUGUUUGCGUCACAUUAAUAAGUCACAGUUCAUUUGUUCCAUGUGAGUCAUUGUCUUGAUUAUUUCUAUGAAUUCAGCUCUUGAUAUUUAUUAAAUACAAUAAUAAUUAUGAUAAUAAUGCAGUUUGUAUGUGGAUUAACUCAUUUGAAUGAUUUAUUUAAUGUUCUUUAAUGUUGCUGCUAAAAGCUGAUUCAUGUUUUCUUAGUCUGAACAUGUCAGGAGGAUCUGAAGGUUGUUUCCUGUCAGACUACAGUUCCCAUGGUCCUCAGUGAGGUCACGUUGUGUAGUUCUGUUGUGUGUUGAAGCUUCACACUGCCUCUGCUUGCUGCAGACCUGGGACCCUUUAAAAAGAAACUUUUGUAACAGAUGUGAAAAAUUAGUUGGAUGUUUGAAACAAUAAAUUAAACUUUAAA
Molecule: messenger RNA, 3308 nt
Organism: Centropristis striata (black sea bass)
Lineage: Eukaryota; Metazoa; Chordata; Actinopteri; Perciformes; Serranidae
Product: phosphofurin acidic cluster sorting protein 1
Exons: 24
Coding region: 76-2580 (834 amino acids)
Biological process (GO): protein localization to plasma membrane
Molecular function (GO): transmembrane transporter binding
Source: RefSeq, a predicted model, not a curated record